AUGGCCGACAAAGCGCAAGCGACUUGGCGAGCCUUCACCAUUCAGGGGCCGCAGGUUGCCUUAGCUAUGCUGCGAGGUUCCAAACGCAUAGAAUCUCGGAAGAGGCGGAUGGCAGCUGGCUGGUACUAUUUGCACGUGGGCCGUCAGUCAAUCAACAGCUUGCCCCCCGAAUGUUCGGCCGCCUUGCGCCAGACAUGGCCGGAUGCGCCAGAGGAAGCUUCUUUGUCCAAAAGUUGCGUGGUCGGGAUGGUGUGCCUAGGGAAAGUGAUUCAAGCCAGCAAGGUUGAAAACCCAUGGGUCUGUGCCUCCUUGCCGUUGGUCCACGAGAUUGUUGCCACCGUAGAGUUCAGAUCCCCAGUUCGAUGGGAAAAGGGGAAGCAAGCUGUCUGGCAUGUCAAAGAUGGAGAGAUGCAAGGAAAGCUGAAGGAAGCAACCGCCUCGGGAGAAAGAAGAAGCUGGGAUUCCUUGUGGCCAACUGCAGAAGAUGAGAGACCCGCUGCCAAGCGCCAGAAGCUCACGCAGCCUUGGAAAAGCAAGAAGCGGAAGCGCCGUUCUGACGCUGGGAACACCCGCAGUCCGGCUCAAGUUUCCUUCACAGCAUCCAAGCGUCGCCGGCUGCUUCUUCGCAGCCCUUUGCAAAAGCCGAAGUUGGCAAAAGCACCAGCAUCAGAAGCCUUGCAGGCCAGCACAAGCCCGCAGAGGGGACCUGACCGUUGCAGUCUUGCCCAACGGGUGGCAGCAGGAAGGACGUUGGAGCUGCUGACAACACUGAUGGCAGUGCAUUUCCUGAAGAUCUGUGAUGCCAAAGUCACACAGUUGCAGCCCAGAGGAGGUCUCUUUGCUUUCCGGGACGAUCAGCCGGUGUUCAUUCUGAGUGUAUGGACAAGCAGAAAAAUUCCUUUGGCUGAUGUGGUUCCAUUGAAGCAGGCAACAUUUCAAGGACAAACCGUCCUCAAAGCCAAAUACACAGAGACCCGCACAUGCAGACGGAGUGAGCUCAAAGAUGUCGGCUUACAUUUCCAGGUUGCCAACUGUGCGAAUGAUCGCCGCGGAGCGAGCUUGCUGUUCCAGAAGCAACCGGGGGAAACACAAGGAGAUCAAGGCAGAGCUUUGCGCGAGAAUGCAGCUUUGGCAGCUCGCUGGCAGGCUGGCAAUGCAGAGCUAGGUUUGGCCACUUCAUGCACAGUUGAUCACUCGGUGCGAUCCGUUGUGCCAGUGCGUUUGCAGGCGCACCUGGCCGAACGAGCUGCUUCAGGUAUUACCCAUCACGCGGCCCCACGCGCAGAUGAGAGCCGUUCCUUUUGGAUUCUGGACCUGCCAUUGCCAGUGCAAGUGGAUGGUCGCCGCCAUCGCUGCCAUACGUGCGCGCACUUGCGCAUCUUCGACAACUUUACCGUGGAGACACAUGAUGUUGUUGCAGCCUAUCCUGACGUGCUGGUGCACUACGUGAAGAAGCAAGCCCCUGUUUUGAUGACACGGCGAUUCCUGCUCCAUUUGGUGCAGCUGUUCUACGACCGCCUCAACUCUAGGGCAACGAGGCGAGCUUUGGUGGAGCAAAUCUGUGGCAAUGCUCUUUCCCUCAAUGUAGCUGGGCGCAUGAAAGAAUUUUGCAGUGCAGUGCCCAAAUCUGUAUCCAUCCGCUCCAUUCUCAUGGCAGCAUUGGAAGAUUACACCAAGGCAGCUUCACGCGAGAUGCAGCGGCUCAUCAAUGUGUACAGUGGUUCAGUGAUCAGAGGAGAUGGAAACCACGAUGUAGCAAAAAGGAUUACAAUGUAUGAUGAAGCAGGUCAGAAAACACACCCAUAUACGGUGCUCCUAGCUUGGGUCACGGUAGACGGGGCCUUGUUUCAGCCUGUAACAGCAGCUGAAACAGAAGACUGGGUCGACUUGCAACCUGAUCUGGAUGCUGUUGUAACCAACCUGAAGCAGGACAGGCUGGCAUCAGGCCUGUCCUUAGCUGAGGCAGCCCCAGUAGCUCAUGCCACGGACAGUUUCAGAAAGCAGCGUUUGCUGCUUGAUGCAUUUUACAAAAACAAGUACCACGAGAUGGGAGUCGAGGCGGUUUCCCAAACACCAAAAGGGAACGCCCAAGGAGCAAGAGGUGGAGGCGUGUCUCCAACCAUCGUAUGCGGAGAUCCGCUGCAUGACCAGUUGGCGCUACAGCGCAAGGUAAGUGCAGCGAGUCCAGAUGCCUCAUGCCUCAUUGCUGAUCACAAGGACAUCCUGCAGCGGUUGUCCUUGAAACCAAGGGUGGCAGAAGAUGUUCCACCUGUGCUCUCUGAGCCGGGUCUUUUCCUUGAGCUUGAUGAGGUCCAUCAUCCUCUACUGAAGUCGGUGGUUGAAGAUCUACAGGCAACCGUGUCAAAACGACUGGAACAAGAUCCGACUGGUGCGGCAGCUUUGAGAACUUUCCUGGAGCAACCCUUUGUCAACAAAGCCAAGACGUGGCGAAAAGUCUUUGCGGCCAGUCCACCACGGGGUGUGGUGCGACGCGCAUGUCGAGCCGUUGGCGCAGAGCUUCAUGACAGCAUGGGGUACCAUGGCUUUGCAGAGUUGAUGGAUUUCACAAAGGCUGUGAAGGAACUACGUGCUUGGUAUGCUGAUGGAAGGAAAAACAGCAGGCGCAGAAGAGGGAUUUGUCGGGUGGCUAAAGCCAAGCCACGAGUGCAAGGAAAGCGGUCAGCCAUCACUACCACAGUGGCAGAGCAUUAUGCGCGGUUGCUACAGCCGCUCCGGUUGCAAGGAUUGUGGAAAUGGCGCCAAGUGGCUCACUCAGUCCAAGAUGCAGGAGUGCCUCUUCAAACUGGCACAGUGGCUGUGGAGCGCUGGUGGAGCUCUCUAAAGCAGAUGCUGCCAAACGAGGUUGUGACCAUGGCUGCAGCCUUUGGCUUUACAGAGGAUGUGUGCUUUGAAUGCGCUGACACCUGGUUGCAGCUGGAUGCUCUGGAAUUUGACCCUCCAAGGCGGUCUGGAGAUGGCAGCGGCCCGGCAGAUGUGCAGCGGAUUCGCUUGCUCUACAAGCCUGAUUUGCACGGAGAUGAUGGGCUCGUUAUAGUUUCCUCUGACGAGGAGAAUGUCAUCUCCCCGCAGCAUGCUCCACCAAACGUAUGUAGACGCUGGCGUUCAGGUGCAUUAGAGCCCAUUGCGGGUGUUGAAGUUGACCUUGCAUUGCCGCGGGCGCUGGAUGAGCAAAAUGUUCGUCUCUUGCUUGUCUACUGGCACCUGUACAGUCAAGUUGAUCAAGAACGUCCGCCUGAAAAUUUGCCGCCAGACAUUCCGCUAUGGGCUUGGGAGUUGUUUUCAAAACCAGGAUUUCAUUGGACUGAGGCUCGGGUUCAAGCGUUGCAAGAAUCUUGUUUGCAGACGCUGCAGGCCGCAGACCGGAAAUUAUCCGAAGAGGCUGAUGAUGCCGCUUUGCAAGAGAUGGAGAUUGAGGCAGCAAUGGAAGCAGAGGCUGUGGCUGAGGGGGCAAAAAGAAAGACCAGAGAAGAGGCAGCUUCGCCUGUCCGUGCGGGUGGGGGCCCAGCGGGCAAGAAGUUAGCAACCAACGCAAGCCCGCCAGGAGGAGAACGCAGCCCAGUGCCGCCCACCCAAAGGUCCCCAAGCCCAGAAAGCCCUCCCCUCACACAGGGUGGAAGUGAAGCAGCCCGCUUGUCCAUUCCAAGCUUUGGGAUUGACAUCUACGACCUGAGUCGGACCAGCAAGGCAUCUACCACGGUGAAGGAUCCUAUGCACGACGCCAUGUCGGAGUACUUGGCUUGCAGGGAUGAAGCACAAAGCCUUUCGUUGCUUCACACCAAGAGCACAUACCAAGGGCUUGGAAGCCCAGAGGCUUCUUAUCAAACCGUUCUAAAGUGGCUGAAUGCAGCCUUGAAAGACCCCAGGGACCACCACGCUGUGGCAUCAGACUUUGCCUUCAGCACUCGAGAAAUGCUGCCCGUGCCUUUCGAAGUCAGCUUGAGAACCAUUGCCCGCAAGGAAGGUUGGGAGCCUGAGACAUUCAUGGCGCCGAUCCUCAGCAACAUUGGUUGGAUGGAGCAUCCAGGCACGCGGCUUCGAUUGCAGCCUGAUGAGGAGCACCGACGUGGCUGCGUAGUCCAAAUUGUUUGCGCAGGUGACCCCAGCAUGCGCAAGAGUUCUCUGAAGGAUUUUACCAGCAAAAAGCUUCUUUCCCAUGCAGAUGUCCCUGCUGUCAUCAAGGCAGGUGGCGCCACAUGCACGGAUGCCACCAUCAAGGGUAUUCGUGCUUCUAUCAAAGAAUAUGCCCGAGCUGGCAUCAUUUCGGAUGAGAUUGCCACAACAUAUGCCGUGACAUCCGGGAGGGAGACCCGACACUCAGGUCUGCAUUACGGCAACAAAGAAAAGAUGUGCACUUGGCUGAACUGCGAAGAUGACAAGACAGUCACUGGAGAUGGUGCCACGGCGCUGACUCAUUACACCUUCGUUCACCAAGUGUAUGGACAGGUGUCGCUUUGCGAGUAUGUGCUCCAGCCAACUGCAAGCAUGUUUUCCAAGAGAAUCCAUGCGACGUGGCAAACAAGGCCAGUGACAAGUGACCCUGAUCAGCAGAGCCAAUCCAGCAAAGAGUUCCUGAUUGACUUCUUUGGUUGGAUGGGGCGCGUGGCAAGCAACCAUGACAAAGACCACUACUUUGACAAGUUCGCCUUGCCCGUGCUCAGGAAGGCUUUGCAGGGAAUCUACGACUUCUUGCACGAGAAUCACGAGAAUGUAGAAGAACCAAUCCAACAGAAGCUACGCUAUGCUGACACAGAUGUGGCUCGGUACGCAAAUGCAGCCAUGCGUUGCAGGCAGUAUGCUGAGGCCCGCCGCGCUUUGGCCCUUGAUAGGAUCGUAGAUGAGCCUGCCGUUGAGAUGACCAUCUUCGAUUUGGGACAUGCCUUGCAUAUCUGGCGUCGCCAAAUGUGCUUGUGGUUUGCCUUCUAUCGCUCCAAGCAAGUCCAAGCCUUGGUAGGCCCCAAAGCCAUGCCAGAUGUCAAGACCCCAGGACUGACAGAUUUGGAUGCCAAGAUGAAAUUGCAGCGAAUCAUUCUGUCCAAUCCUCGAUGUGCUGGUCCAACCUCAACUGCGCACAUUCGCUCUGUUCUGAAGUACCACUUUCAGAAGGGGAAAGAGGAAAAACCAGCGAAGUACAUCUUGGCAGCAGUCAAAGACCUCUUGAAGGUUGGCAUUUUGCGAGAGGUUGACAAGAAGGAAGUGGAAGAACAGGCGCCCAAACUUAAGGACAAGAAAAGUGCCAAGAGCAAGGAGGCCACGCCAAAGAGCGAGCCACGAGGUUUUCGUCGGCUCACAAAUGAUGCGGGCUGGAACGUGAUUCUUGCCAGUUUGGAUGGCUUGGAGCAAGUCGAACCCAGCCCUUCGGAGGCGCUGUUGGCGCGGGUGCUGUGGAUCACCAUCUUUUCGAGGCUGGGACCCUGGGAUGGAUGGUCGACAGGUGCACAAGGUGUACCGUAUCUGAAUCGCAGCCGCUUUUUAGCUCCAGAUGGCAGGAGCUGCCAUGGCAAUGCGUUCAAGAUGCGAAUGUGCGUGGCCUCCUACAGCAGCCCAGUAGGAGCAUAUGAUGUUCUGAAAAGCUGUCAAUUUCCAGAAAUAGAUGCAGAUGUUGCGGAAGCAACUAUGGUGAGGGAUGAUAGGCUGUUGCAGAGCAUGCAAAAUUUGUGUGGCCGCUUGGCAGAAGUCCAAGGCACAGAGGAUCGGCAAAGGAAGCGGCGGCUUCAGAAAGCUGGUCAAAAUUUGGCUGGCAUCUUACAAGCUCGCCAAGGCCCAGCGCCCACCCUGAUGAGCGUGGCCCAGAAGCAAAGUUUUUUGACGGCUACAGCCAGUUACUUGCAGGAUUUAGGCCCUGACAAUUCUUCUGAAAUGCCCAACCUGGGUACUUGGUGUACGGUGGCUACCUCAGAAUUUGGGGCUUGGUUGAAGCCUGGUGUGCCUGGAGAUACACGGCAAGUCCUCUUGCUGCUCUUGCGGCAGUUACAACAGAAAGCCCACUUUGCUGUGCAACAUGGUUUGGCGCAACCUGUGAAAGGGGCGCUUGUGCGCACGACUGACCAUCGGAGGACUGAUGGGCAGCACGUUGCUAGAUUGCUUAUGCUGGAAGAUGCAGGCUCAACAACUGCAAAGAACUGCUAUAUGUGGGUUUGCCCGCGCGUGAAGCUGGAGACGGCUUUGCGAGAAGGUGCGGCCGAUGUUUGGGGCCUGGGUUCACUCCAUGUCGUGGUUGGCAGUUCCAACAUGAGAGGCAGCCAGCUGAGCUUACAGCCUGCUUUUUCAGAUGAAUUCUCGGAAGGCACAGAAGUUUGCACAGUACCAGAGACAGCCAUCUGGAACCAGCUGCUGGGUGUGAAUCGGGAGGAGCUAUUCAAAUUUGCAGAAUCCCAGCUUGGCCUCCAUCUGACCAUGGGUCAGCAAGACAUCAUGCGCCAACUGAACGGCGUUGUAGCCGUGAUCAAUAACUUUGCUGGAGGGGGGAAGACAACUUUGCUGGCUGUCAUUGCUUCGUACAUCAUCCAGCAGUUCCAGGCCACAGCAAUGCUCGGAUUUGAAGAAUCCGAAGGGGACCUGUUUCAGAAGUAUUUGCAGGAGGCCGCGGAUCGCAUGUUCACAACUUUUGCGAAGAUGUAUGGCAAACUAGAUGCCAUCAUCGGCCAAAUUCAUCACUGGCUUUUGAAUAUGGUCGUACCUGUGCUCACUGAGCCGGGAAAAUAUCUCCGAUUAGCCUUAUUGCUUUUGCAAUGGAGAGGCUAUCAUUUGCAGAAUGUUGUGUAUAGCCAGAUUUACAGGAUCAAACAGGAAGCGGUGCAAAAGGUGGCUCUCAUCGGUUCCACCACCUCCUACAUGGCCAAGCUAGCUGCCAGUAACAUUGGUUGGGCACGCUCGCUCAAAGAGCGCCGCAAACUGAUUCUGUUGCAGGACGAAUACAUGGGGGAACCUGCUGAAAGACAAGCGGUGAACCUCCUAGACUUUGAGGCCGUGCUGUUGGCAGGUGACCCGCACCAGUGCGUGGCUCAGCGACCGCAGCUGUCGCCAAAUGCCGCAUCAUUGGCACAGCUCGGGCCACGAGCUGAAAGGCCACUCCAGUGGCACCCAUGCCUGACGUGGCUGGAGAACCACCGCCACACCCAACGCAUCCUCAACCAUGAGACUUUCAGAACUGGAGAGCCAGCGAUGAGCUUUCUGAAAGCUGUUUUUGGGAACGAGAUGCUUGGCGAAUGCAUUUCCAAGGCCAACCAUUCUACUGCAGUGAUUCCAGUUUUGUUUUGGGAGGUUUGGGAUUGGAUUCCUGGAGGUAGCGGUGAAUGCCAACGUUCACUCACAAUUUUCUCCGCCAUUGCGUCUGUGCUGGCGGCGGAAGUGCUGAAAAGCUUGCAAACGGCAAAGCCGUCAAACGUGGUCAUCACUGCUUUUCUGCUGACGCAGCUCCGAGCACUGGAAGCAUUCUUGCACACUGUGGUGCCUCAGCUAUGUUUGGCCAUGCAGGGCAUGGCUGGGUUGGAAGGUGUCACAGCAGACCAAAUCAAAGGUGUUAUGCAACUGUGGCAAUUUCGCGGCCCAUACAGUGUGGGAGGAGCCAACUCUGAUGUGGCGAUCUGCUUGGGGGUGCGGCGGCAGGUGACAGAUAAAGCUUGGCGGGGUUUGGCUUUGGAAAAGCCGUUGAUUUACACGGCGCUAACCCGCGCCAAGCACCGACAAUACCUAUUUUUUGAAGACCUACGGGGUGAGGUUGUUCUCCCACAUCGUGGGACGCUGGCAGCCACGGGGCGGGCCCUGGGCCUGCGCAAUUUUGCCAUUCCCACGGCCCAACUGAACGCCACCACAGUCGAGUCCCACUUGCUUUGGACAAGGGCAUUGUGGUCAAGUGUCGAAAUCUUUCAAAGAGACUUCGACAGACAACCCUGGUGGAGUUGUCGCCCUGAAACACCAUGGCUCUUUUGGAGCCCGAAAUGGCGUGGCAUGAUGGGUUUGCAAGGUCCAAGUGCAUGGCCGGACAUGAUGUGUUUGGUUGCCAGCACAUUUGAUGAGAUGAUUUGGCCGGACGAGGGUGGAGAAGAUGGGGAAUUGGCUGCAACCUUUUUUCGUCACAUCACACUCCCACAGGUCUCUCCGACCGGGAACCGCCCAGUUCCAUCUGCAAAGGCGUUUCAGGACAGGAUCUUGGCUCGCCCAAGGCGGGAAGUUGUGCUACAGUUCUGGUCUUCUAUGGUGAUCGACAACCUUGCUGUCUCUUAUGGAACCAAGGAUGCAGUUGUUCAGAUGCCACUGAUGGCUUACAUGUCACCUGAAGCUUGGGCACGGCUGCUUUUGCCGGAUGAGGCAGCAGACGUACGCGAGGCAGUCAUUGACCCGAACUACGCCGCAGAGAUCUUGGUCGCGCGGGCUUUGGACAUGUACACGCAGACGCCAGAGGCUCGGGAUAAGGGUUUCGAAGGGGGCAUGCUCACCGAAUGUGCUGGCUGGGAGCUGGCUGUGUGCUGGCUGCCUCAUCUAAGUUACUUGUGCAGGGCAUGGCCACCCAGUGUGUCAGAGAUGCAUUCGCAUGUUCUGGCUCUAGGUGUGAGACUGGAGCAGCAAACAACGGUACACAAAUGGGAUCCUGUCACGAUCGGAGUGCAGGAAUUUUACAUCCCACAGUGCCGAUCAGAACGCCCGGCCUACACCAUUCGAGCCGUAGCGUCUUCGGCCACCACUGAGCUUCUCCAUACCUACUGUUGCAUGGGCUUAGAGCGAGCCCAUGAGCAUCAGCAGGUGGUCUUGUCCAGGUGCAGAUCGCACAGUGUGGCCCGGUGCAUCAUGCUGGCCGCUGCUGAACUCUUCGGCCACAAAGUGCGCAGAGAGCUCGUUUGCAGCGCUAUUCCUGAAGAAGCCGGGAAGAAGGAACAAGUGGAGAAUGAAUGGAGGGAGUGGCUCGAGCUCCUUGCGGAAAGGGAAACAAGGAGACUGCCGUCCUUCGAUGCCGAGGAUGUUGACACCGAAAUUGAGUUGAGUGUUCCCGUGGAGCUGCGGGACGCCUGCCGGGAGAUCUUGGCGAACCUACCAGUGCUUGGAGCCCGCGGCCAAGUUGUGAGGCAAGUUGUGAGGAGGAAGAUUCACUUAUUUUCCCUAGAAGCGGAGCAAGCGGGGCAAGCGGGGCAAGCGGCAGAAAUCACUUA
Messenger RNA from Cladocopium goreaui, 9164 nucleotides. The record is from the annotation of a GenBank genome assembly. Lineage: Eukaryota; Dinophyceae; Suessiales; Symbiodiniaceae.